Molecule: messenger RNA, 693 nt
Organism: Camellia sinensis
Lineage: Eukaryota; Viridiplantae; Streptophyta; Magnoliopsida; Ericales; Theaceae
Source: RefSeq, a predicted model, not a curated record
AUGGAAACAAAGUCGAGACCGGGAUUUUCUUUGGAAGCUCAGUUGUUAAAAUUCAAGGGAAGAUUGUGUGUUCCUAAUGUCCCCGAAAUUAAAGGAAAAGUCUUAGAAGAAGCUCACAAGUCCAGAUUUGCUAUGCAUCUCGGGAAUACCAAAAUGUAUCAAGAUCUUAAGCAAGCUUUUUGGUGGUCCAAUAUGAAGAGAGAAAUUACAGAAUUCAUUUCAAGGUUGAUUAAGUCUGCUCACUUUUUGCAGGUGAAGACUAUUUAUAAUGCUGAUAGACUUGUUACAGUGUACAUUGCUGAGAUUAUUCGAUUGCACGGUGUUCCAAUUUCCAUUGUAUUGGAUAGGGAUUCUGGCCUUGUUUGCCGACAAAAGAGCUAUGAGGAUCAAAGGAGGAGAGACUUAGAAUUUGAAGUUGGGGAUCAUGUUUUUGUCAAAGUCACUCCAAUGAAAGGACACACAAAGUUUGGGAAGAAAGGAAAAUUGUCACCCCGGUACAUAGGGCCAUUUCAGAUCUUAGAAAGAUUGGAUCCAGUUGUCUAUCGAAUUGCUUUACCACCGGGUAUGGAGCAAGUGCACAAUGUGUUUCACAUAUCAAUGUUGCAAAGCUACCUUCGGGACCCUUCUCAUGUCAUUAACUAUCAUCAGAUUAAGCUAGAUGACAAUAUGGGUUAUGAGGAGCAACCUAUUUGA